CGUGUAGAAAUGAGCUUCAAAUGUCCGCUUUGUGAUAUGCCCAUCGAGUCGCAGGAAAAGCUGCACCAACACAUCAAGGUCACCCAUAGUCAUUACUACUACGAUACGUAUCUGUUUCCGCCGGAAAUGCUGUUCCCGGGCGCAUCGGCGAGCACCACGGCCAAUGUGGAGGGCGUCAUAAGCAACGAGCCGCUCUCCACCCCGGAAGUGACUAUUGAACCGACGGAGGAGGAAUGCUGUUCGUGCUGUGCGUUCGACGAGUCCGGUGGUGACUGUGGGUUUUGCGACUGCGAGGACGAUGGACAGGGCGAGUGCGAUGACUGUCUGGUGAUGUAA
This is a messenger RNA of Anopheles cruzii, 336 nucleotides long. RefSeq lists its product as uncharacterized. Bases 10 to 336 code for a protein of 108 amino acids. The record is from RefSeq and is a predicted model, not a curated record. Lineage: Eukaryota; Metazoa; Arthropoda; Insecta; Diptera; Culicidae. The transcript is spliced from 2 exons.